Messenger RNA from Linum tenue, 2936 nucleotides. The record is from the annotation of a GenBank genome assembly. NCBI's taxonomy places the organism in Eukaryota, Viridiplantae, Streptophyta, Magnoliopsida, Malpighiales, Linaceae.
CAACUUUCCCAAUUCUUCAUUCGUUCGUUCUGAAGAUCGAAACUUUUUUUUAUGUACACGCACUGGACCAGACAGCACACUGCUAAUGAUGUUCAUCAGCUUUACAACUACUUUCAUUCAAUACACCCUCUGCUCUUAGCUCUGCCAAUUUAGACUAAAUAAUCUGUGUUUCGGUAUGGAUAUGAGUCCUCUGUUUUGCUCCUUCAAUUAUGAAAAAUGGGUGAACCUGGGAAUCGGCCACUCACACUCUUUUGCCCGGUACGGAUGCUAUGGGGGAAAGGGUUGGUGAUAAAUAAACUUUUCUUUUAUGGAGCUUUUACGAUCAAACUUCACCUUCCCCUGUUUUCCCACCAUAGUCUCUGCUUGCCUCAACCCAGAAAGGCAAGGUCUUUUUCUACCCUUUUAUAGUAAGAUCAAGUGCAGGGGAAUUGGUGUAGAAACAAAUGAUGAAGCUUUUUGCAGCUGCGGUGGAGGAAGGCAAAGCAGGGGAGAACGGGAAACCAUCAGUUGGUCCUGUUUACCGUAAUCUGCUGUCCAAGAAUGAAUUCCCUUCUCCUGAUCCCGAUAUCUCCACUGCUUGGGAUCUUUUCAGUGUAUCAGUCAAGAAAUACCCUGACAAUAAAAUGCUAGGAUGGCGAGAAUUCGUUAAUGGGAAGUAUGGAGGUUAUCAAUGGAAGACUUACAAGCAAGCAAAUGAGGAAGUUCUGCGCAUUGGUUCUGCAUUGAGAGCCUCUGGUGCUGAACCGGGCUGCCGGGUUGGUGUUUAUGGCGCGAACUGCCCCGAAUGGACUGUUGCGAUGGAGGUAAUGCGUGGUGUGGCUAUGAAAUCGGAUUCGACAUUGCUCGCUUGUGCUGCCCACAGUUUGGUCUGUGUACCUCUCUAUGAUACUCUUGGUCCGAAUGCUGUCAACUUUAUAAUCGAUCAUGCAGAAGUGGAUUUCGUUUUCGUGCAAGACAAGAAAGUGAAUGAACUACUGAACCCUAGUUGCAAUGCUGCUGGACGACUUAAAGCUGUCGUUUGCUUCACUUCCCUGACGAACGAGCACAAGGAGAAAGCAGCUGAACUCGGGACGAAACCAUAUUCCUGGCAGGAGUUUCUAGUGAUGGGGAAGGAGAAUCCAACGGAGAUAGUGCCACCACAGCCGUUCAACAUUUGUACGAUUAUGUACACGAGUGGUACGAGUGGAGAUCCGAAAGGUGUUGUGCUUACACAUGAAACGGUUGCAAAUUUUGUAAGGGGUAUGGACUUGUUCAUGGAACAGUUUGAAGACAAGAUGACAGUUGAUGAUGUGUACUUAUCGUUCCUACCGCUUGCACAUAUCCUAGACCGAAUGAUCGAAGAGUACUUCUUCAGCAAAGGCGCUUCGGUUGGUUACUACCAUGGGGAUUUAAACGCGUUGAGGGAUGAUUUGAUGGAACUGAAGCCGACAUUUUUAGCUGGCGUGCCUCGAGUCUUUGAGAAGAUACAUGAAGGCAUGCAAGAAUUUCUUUUACAGUCACUACAAGUAAAGCAACAAAAAAAAAAUUAUCUGGUUGUUGAAGUUAAACAUUUUCCCCCAUUCUGCAAUUCAGGUAUAGUGAAAGCAUUGGACGAACUUAAUCCAAUCCGAAGGAGGGUUUUCGAUUUUCUCUACCGAUACAAGCUAGCCUGGAUGAAUAUGGGUUACAAGCAAAAGUACUCCUCGCCAUUGGCUGAUCUAUUGGCCUUCAGAAAGGUGAAGGCGAAACUAGGAGGCAGACUUCGGCUAAUCGUAUCAGGAGGAGCUCCCUUGAGCUCUGAAGUAGAAGAAUUCUUGCGGGUUACUUGCUGCGCCUUUGUAGUCCAAGGCUAUGGAUUGACUGAAACUUGUGGGCCAGCAACCCUAGGCUUCCCGGACGAGAUGUGCAUGAUGGGAGCAGUGGGAGCUCCGGCAGUGUACAACGAGAUACGACUCGAGGAAGUGCCCGACAUGGGGUACAACCCACUUGGGGAGCCACCUUGUGGCGAGAUCUGUGUGAAAGGGAAGACAAUGUUUGCUGGUUACUACAAGAACCCUCAACUCACUACUGAAUCCAUUCAGGAUGGAUGGUUCCACACAGGGGACAUUGGGCAAAUAUUGCCAAAUGGGGUGAUCAAAGUGAUUGACAGGAAGAAGAACCUGAUAAAGCUGUCACAAGGAGAGUACAUUGCUCUAGAGCAUUUGGAGAAUGUGUUUGGGAUCACUCCCAUCAUCGACGAUAUAUGGGUGUAUGGAGACAGCUUUAAACCAAUGCUGGUUGCAGUUGUGGUGCUGCAUGAAGAGAAUGCUAUGAAAUGGGCUAAUGCAAAUGGCUGCAAGGGUUCAUUCGAGGAGAUCUGUUGCCUUGAACAGCUAAGGCAACAUGUUUUGUUGGAGCUCAAGUCAACUGGUGAGAGGAAUAAGCUGAGGGGGUUUGAAUACAUAAAGGGGGUGAUAUUGGAAGCUAAGCCAUUUGACAUUGAGAAAGACCUGGUCACUGCCACUCUCAAGAAGAAAAGAAACAAGCUGCUCAAGUAUUACCAGGCUGAAAUCGAUGGGCUUUACCAGAAAUUGGGAGCACAGCUUGGGCAUUGAACAAAGAAUUGCGGAUGCAAUAGUUGUGUUUCUUGAUUUGCACGGUGACUUAACCAUGUUUGUGAAACAAUAAAGCAAAUGCCAAAUGCAGUUUGCCAUAUGAGAAGUCCUUCCUUGACAUUGGUCUUCGUUUAGUGAGCAAAGUUUUGUUAAUGCAACCUAUAGUAACUAGGGUGAACAAAAAGACCCGUGAACCGACCCACUCGUUCAAUACGAUCCAACUCAUCCUUAUUUAUCAUUAAUAUUAGAAGAAUAACAUACUAUGAAUGUGUUCGCUUAUAAUCUUUUUAGCUUUUUUCGACAAAUGUUUGUAAGAAAAAGAAAAACUAGACAUAUGUUAAAACAAAUUGAAUUUCUUUAAAA